This is a messenger RNA of Podarcis lilfordi (Lilford's wall lizard), 8504 nucleotides long. The record is from the annotation of a GenBank genome assembly. Lineage: Eukaryota; Metazoa; Chordata; Lepidosauria; Squamata; Lacertidae.
AUGAAGGCGUCUUUUGCAAUCCUGCUGGCCGCCUGUCUCUGCGUGCAAAGAGGUGAGGCCUUUAUAUUUUCACGAGACAGGACGCGUUUAGGGUUUCUGACCCCCCCCCCAAUACAAAAUUAACUUUUUCUCCCCCCGUCUCCCCGCCCAAUAUCAAUUUAGGUUAUUUUUAAGGAUGCCCGUUAGCUGCUAGCUUUUAUCUCUGCAAAGCGAGGGGGAGGAUAGCCUGCUUUUGCGGCUGCCCUGCGUCUGGUUUGCAAAAAUGGGCGUUGCAGGGGCUCUUUCCGCGUUAAAAGAGCGCAACGUACGCCGCGAUCCUAAACCUCUGGGAGGAAGCGCCGCUGGAUUGAACAGGCAUUUCUUCUGGGUAGGCGUGGUUUAGGGUUGCGCUCAAUCCUAAGGGUGCCGCCCUGACCCCGUUUGCCUGGGAUUGCCCUGCGGUUCUGUGCACGCGUUAAAUGAGAAAGGAGGCCCACCGGGCACACCUGGGUCUGCUUUCGAGUCAAUGUGCGCUUUAUACAGUGUGGCGUAGUGGUUAGAGUGGUGGGUUAGGAUCCUGGAGACCGGAGUUGGGGAGGAAGGGUGGGAUUAGGCAGGAAAAGCCCCCUCUGACGUCAGACAGGACUAUCUGUGGUGAUGAGCAGGGAGGCACUCAGCACAUGCUCAGAGACGUUCUCGGUACAAGGGCUUUGCAAGAGUCGGGGGAGGGGCGGCUGCUGGGAAUGGUACCCCCCCCAAAAAAAAAACCACCCCCAAUGGCACUCCUGGUAUGUCAUUUUUGUAUGGAGAUGGAGAAGGCGCUGAGUUAAUUUUAAUCUCAUGUAUUCUUUUGAAACAUACAGAAUUUAAAAGUAUGGAUGUGAGUUUUUCUUGGUUUUAUUGCUUUAUCUUUCUGUAAACUCUUGCAUGCAUGGGAGCAGGGCCGGGAAGAGAAGGUGGCAACCCCUACAGAGUGCCAAAAAAAUUCAUGGGGGAAGGGGAAGCAGUCCACGAGGUCUUUCCCAUCCCCUUUGUCUGAGGGUCUGGAGCUUUGCCAGGGACUCUUGCAAGCCUCUUGCAAAAAACUCCGGGUUUUGUGGUCGCUCCCAUUGUGGUGCUGUGGAAUUUUUCUGGCAUGAUGUAAAAGCUGGGAUGGUAUGGAAUGGGAAGGGAUGCCCUCCAGCUGUUUUCGGACUACAACUCCCAUGAUCCCUAGCUAACAGGACCAGUGGUCAGGAAUGCUGGGAAUUGUAGUCUGUCAUUUGAAUUAAAUGGAUGUGCCAGAGAUGUAUCAGAGGAAUAUUUUAGAGCGGAAACAUUUAUGGUUUUUUCUUCUUCUUCCGGAAAUGUGGCUCAGUGCCUGUCCCAGCUAGUCCUUUGCGACGGAUAAAAUCCUUUUUGGGCUGCUGGCACCAUCCCUUUCUCUCUCAGUGACUAUCCCUUACCCAUCCCCAAGUGAUUUAUGCCCUAUUCAAAACAGCAUUGUAAAAAACCCAGAGAGCAUGAAAACCAAGCUUGCUUGUACAUGCCAGAAGCUCUGACCUUCCUUUUCCUGCUGUUAAAAAGCUUUUGCAUUCGAAUAACCCAAUUACCUGUAGUCCUACAGUCAUUCUGGUCCUUCCUGGCGGAGAGGAUAUGGAUGGCUAGCAGUAGCCACUAUGGCUUACCUGCUUGAAGGUUUUUCCACAGGCAACUUCUUGGCCACUGUGAGAACAGGAUCCUGGAGUCCAGGAGGGGGCAAUGGCCGGAUCCAGCAGGCUCUGCUUACAUUCUUACGCUCCGUAAUUGAAUGAACAGCUGCAGAGUUGUAUCUCAAGAGGAAUCGGGUUCCUCUGGCAAACAAUGGAAGUAUUCUGUAUUUAUUUUACUUGUUAUAAUGGAGGUCAGGUCCUGGCAAGCCCGCUUCUCUCGCUUUACAGAAGAGGCCUUUUGGGAACUGCAUUCCUUAACCAGGCAAAGGGAAUGAUGAUGGGAAUCCAGUUGUUUAUUGGGGGAGAUAACCUACCAUCAAGGACGCAGGUGGCGCUGUGGGUUAAACCACAGAGCCUAGGACUUGCCGAGCAGAAGGUCGGCGGUUCGAAUCCCCGUGACGGGGUGAGCUCCUGUUGCUCGGUCCCUGCUCCUGCCAACCUAGCAGUUCGAAAGCACGUCAAAGUGCAAGUAGAUAAAUAGGUACCACUCCAGCGGGAAGGUAAACGGCGUUUCCGUGCGCUGCUCUGGUUCGCCAGAAGCGGCUUAGUCAUGCUGGCCACAUGAGCCGGAAGCUGCACGCCGGCUCCCUCGGCCAAUAAAGCGAGAUGAGUGCCGCAACCCCAGAGUCGGACACGACUGGACCUAAUGGUCAGGGGUCCCUUUACCUUCAUUUACCUACCAUCACUUACCUGCUCAUUGAGGAACGCCAGGUUCCCUAUGACAUUAGUUUGAGAUUAAGACCCACCCUUCCUUUCAAGGGUGCCCAGAGCUUCAGGUCUCUUAAUUUUGAUCUGUGAUUAGGAAAGUGAUUCACAGAUGGUAUUUAAAUCUUGAGUAGGCUUGCAAAAAGGAACCAUGGAAAGAUAAGAAGGGAAGUCACUGAUAUAUUGAGGAUGUAAAAAGAGUAGUUUUUAUUGUAAAACAGUGUGUGUGUGUGUGUGUGUGAGAGAGAGAGAGAGAGAGAGAGAGAGAGAGAGAGAAAGUGAAACAAGAGGAAAGCACUGGUGUGUAAAGAACGUCAGAGCUUGAUGGCGCAUGGGGCGUAGUUCUGGACUCCAGUCACAUGCCGCACACCUUCUUCUCCUGAGACAGUUUAGCAGAACUGGGAGGAAAUAAAGGGGAAAUAUAAUAGUUUACUGGGACACGGGUGGCGCUGUGGGUUAAACCACAGAGCCUAGGACUUGCCAAUCAGAAGGUCGGCUGUUUGAAUCCCCGCAACGGAGUGAGCUCCCGUUGCUCGGUCCCUGUUCCUGCCCACCUAGCAGUUCAAAAGCACGUCAAAGUGCAAGUAGAUAAAUAGGUACUGCCCUGGCGGGAAGAUAAAUGGUGUUUCUGUACGCUGCUCUGGUUCGCCAGAAGCGGAUUAGUCAUGCUGGCCACAAGACCCGGAAGCUGUAUGCCAGCUUCCUCGGCCAGUAAAGUGAGAUGAGCGCCGCAACUCCAGAGUCCUCCGCGACUGGACCUAAUGGUCUGGGGUCCCGUUGUUGUUGUUUAGUUGUUUAGUCGUGUCCGACUCUUUGUGACCCCAUGGACCAGAGCAUGCCAGGAGCUCCUGUCUUCACUGCCUCCUGCAGUUUGGUCAUACUCAUGUUGGCAGCUUCGAGAACACUGUCCAACCAUCUCGUCCUCUGUCGUCCCUUCUCCUUGUGCCCUCCAUCUUUCCCGACAUCAGGGUCUUUUCCAGGGAGUCUUCUCUUCUCCUGAGGUGGCCAAAGAAUUGGAGCCUCAGCUUCAGGAUCUGUCCUUCCAGUGAGCACUCAGGGCUGAUUUCCUUCAGAAUGGAUAGGUUUGAUCUUCUUGCAGUCCAUGGGACUCUCAAGAGUCUCCUCCAGCACCAGAAUUCAAAAGCAUCAAUUCUUCGACGAUCAGCCUUCUUUAUUGUCCAGCUCUCACUUCCAUACAUCACUACUGGGAAAACCAGAGCUUUAACUAUACGGACCUUUGCUGGCAAGGUGAUGUCUUUACCUUUAUAAUCGUUUACUGGAUGGGGGUGGAAAACACAGAAGCAGCACCUGAGCUGCCUGCCAGAUGUUGCUGAAAUUCCUCUCAUCAUCCCUGCCCAUGCUAGCAGUCUACAGUAUCUGGGGGGCACCAGGUUGCCAAAGCCUGGUACCUAUAUUCUCUGUCUACCUGGUCCAGCCACUCCAUUCUGCCCCCCCUCCAAGUCUCUCAACUUUCCAUACCAUUGAGUUACUAAUGGGGUGGUUUGGGGGGGUUCCCUCCUCCCCUUACCUUUGUUUCCCCACUGCAGAUUUUUGCCACCACAGUAGAAGGUCUAGGGCAGGGGUCAGCAACCUUUUCCAGCCGUGGGCUGGUCCACUGUCCCUCAGACCAUGUGGGGGGCCGGACUAUAUUUUUUGGGGGGAAAUGAACAAAUUCCUAUACCCCACAAAUAACCCAGAGAUGGAUUUUAAAUAAAAGGACACAUUCUACUCGUGUAAAAACACUUCCCGGACCGUCCGCAGGCCGGAUUGAGAAGGCGAUUGGGCCGGAUCCAGCCCCCAGCCCUUAGUUUGCCUACCCCUGGUUUAGAGGCAGGGCAUCUGCCUUGAAUGCAGAAGGCCUCAGGUGCAAUUCUUGACAUUUCCAGCUGGUGUGGGAGAAACAGGUGAGAAACACCGGCACCCUGUCUAACUCUUGUGCGCAACAUCACCAACACUUCGUUUGAUCAAACUUACCUUUGUUGAUAUCUACAGGAGCCUGGCUAAAGGAACUUUAAAGACUGAAUCUUCCUUUUGGACACAAUUUGAAUGAGUUUUCUGUUUGUGGCUUCUGUAGUAGAUCUUGUACACAGCUCUCAAUUUUUGGAUUAUUAAUAUAAGAUUUGGAACGUAGAAUGGUUUGGUAGCGUUUUGUGUGCCGCUUAUGUGCUUCUUACUUUGCACUGGUCUGCCCCUGGUCUAGGGCACCAUUUUUCACCCCAAAGGAAACGGUUGUUAUUGUUGAUUUCAUUUCUAUGCCAGAUUUUAAAGGGGGAAAAAAAUCUCAAAAGUAGUUCGCAUUACAUUAAAACAUCAAACCUAGAAUAAAACUCAAGAUUCAAGGAAAAUAUUUCAGUGGCAUUUCCCCCCUCCCCAUUUUUAUCUACCUACUUAAUUUAUAGAGCUGCCCCUUGGGAGACAUAAUCUAGGAAGCCAGUGUGGUGUAGUGGUUAGCGUGUUGGACUAGGAGCUGGGAGAUCAGGGUUCAAAUCCCCACUCCGCUAUGAAACUCACUGCGGGACCUUGGAGUGAGUCACAGCCUCCUCACUUUCCUCGCAGGGUCGUUGUUGGAUUAAGUGGGAAAGGGGUGAACUGUGUACUCCUUGGAGAUAAAUGCAGUGAAAAAGCUCUUCUUACCUGCCUAAGAAAACAGGAGGGACCAGCCACAAUUGGACCCACACCAGUUGCAAAAUACACCUGGCUAAUUUUGAACACGGCUUCUGUGUCAGUGGUGUAUUUCUGGUGAUAUACUUUGGCAAUCAGGGUGGGUAAAAAUCAAAUGAUUUUUUAAAGAAAAAAAAUUGGAGUUUUCCUAAUUUAAAUUGGAUUUUUAAAAUAAAAUGCUUUUGGAGGAAAAAUCUUCCUAAAGAUAGUUUUCUGUUUAAGUUACAUUGUAGUCCAAAGGCUAUUCAUUAGGAAAUAAGGAUUUGUUUUAAGUUUUUCAAGUGUGCUAAAACUCUUGUUUAUUUUUAAUUGUUUAACCACAUCAGUUAACAAACGUGGAUACUAUAAUGUUAUUGUUUUAGUUAAAUAAACUGUUUAGUUGCUUAUUAAGGAAAUGAUUAUUUUUCUCCUUCCAAUAAAGCACAGCAGAAAAGUUGUCCAAAUGCAAAGUUAACUUAUUAAACCUCACAAUAAUUUCCUAAUUAUCUGUCAAUGUAUUUAUAAUAGUAUAACCAAAUCAGUAAUUUUUGAUAGAACUGUAAAAACUACUCUGAAAAUUUAUUCUUCCAAAAACGAAACCUUCAUCUGGUUGUAAAUAUUAAAAUGAUACCAGCAAGAAUGAGUCUUUCUGUAAAAAAAUAAUAAUGUUUUAAAUCAAGUCUUACAGACUAGUGAUUUAAAUCAGUUUGAUUUAAAUCAAAUCCACUCUGGCUGGAAGGGGAAGUUAAAAAGGUGUAUAAACGUCAAAACAGUUGAGUGGGUUGUGGGAUGAGUGAAAGCAAAUCCCAGCCCUCCAGAUGUUUUGGGGCUACAACUCCCAUCAUCCCUAGCUAGCAGGAACAGUGGUCAGGGAUGAUGGGAUUUGUAGUCCCAAACAUCUGGAGGGCCAGAGUUUGCCUGUGCCUGGCCUACAGUUUCAUCGUGGGUUUGCUUACUCAGGCGUAAGCCCUGGCAACAAGAGGAUAUGGCUGAGUUGGAAGUGGGAAACUGUUGCGUCUAAUUUCGGGGACGGUUUUAACUGUUUUUCAGCUUCGUCGCUGGUGUGCUGGUACUGCGAAGGAGCGGAAUCGAACUGGGGCUGCUGGAGGUGGCAGAUUUGCUCUGAUUCAGAAACCUCUUGUGCUACCGUCUACGUUGGUGCAGGACUGGGUAGGUAUAUUUUAAACUAGGGGCACGAGAGUUGCUUUACCAGGCAAGGGGAUUCUUGGGUUAAUAGGCUGUGGGGUUUUCUGUCUUUGCUACAAUCAGCCUUCAUCACUUGAUGGAUAGGCAGGAUUCUGCUGAUGGAGACCAAAAGCCCAUCUAGUCUGGGAUAGGGGUCUUGGUUUAUUUUGGCUGGCAGGCUGGAGUCCCCACUCCCCAUGGGCUGACCUGUGAAGUCCAACGGACGCGGGUCUAAACCACGGAGCCACUUGGGCUUCCUGAUCAGAAGGUCGGCGGUUCGAGUCCCAACGAUGGAGUGAGCUCCCGUUGCUGUGUCCCAGCUCCUGCCAACCUAGCAGUUCGAAAGCACACCAGUGCGAGUAGAUAAAUAGGUAUCACUGCAGAGGGAAGGUAAACUGCGUUUCCGUGCGCUCUGGUUUAAGCCACAGUGACCCAUUGUGCCAGAAGCGAUUUAAUCCUGCCAGCCACAUGACCCGGAAGGCUGUCUGUGGACAAACGCCGGCUCCCUCGGCCUGAAAGCGAGAUUAGCACCGCAACCCCAUAGUCGCAUCUGACUGGACUUAACCGUCCAGGGGUCCUUUACCUUUUACCUGUCAAGUACCCCACAUGUUGUGGGUUGACAGUUUGAGCGGGGUUCAGCCUGUGUCAGAAACUCAGAUAUACACUCUAAUAGCCAAAUGGCACCUUAUACUUGGGUUACGGUUGCCACAAUGGAAUGUCUAGGUGCCACCUUUUCACAAUGAAGCUUCUUCUUCUUCUUCUUAAAAGCUUCCCUAAACAGGGCCGCCUUCAGUUGCCUUUUAAAAGUAAAAUAGUUGUUUAUUGAUUGCCUUGACAUCAACUGGGAGGGUGUUCCACAGGGCAGGCGCCACCACCGAGAAGGCCCUCUGCCUGGUUCCCUGUAGCUUUGCUUCUCGCAGUGAGGGAACCGCCAGAAGGCCCUCGGAGCUGGACCUCAUGACCCGGAAGCUGUACGCCGGCUCCCUUGGCCAAUAAAGCGAGAUGAGCGCCGCAACCCCAGAAUCGGUCACGACUGGACCUAAUGGUCAGGGGAUCUCUUUACCUUUAUCCUAUCUCCUCCCAUUCUCCUCUUUUCCAGGCUAAACAUACCCGGCUCCUACAACCGUUCCUCAUAAGGCUUAGAUUCCAGACCCUUCAUAAUCUUGGUCACCCUCUUCUGCACACAUUCCAGCUUGUCAAUGUCCUCUUCAAAUUGUGGCACCCAGAACUGGACACAGGACUCCAGGUGUGGUCUGUCCAAGACAAAAUAGAGUGGGACUGUGACGUCCCUUGAUCUAGACACUAGGCUUCUAUUGAUGCAGUCUAGGAUAGCGCUAACUUUUUUUUGCUGCUGCAUCACACUGCUGACUCAUGUUAGGCUUGUGGUCCACCAAAAACCCUAGAUCCUUUUCACAUGCACUGCUAGUAAGCCAAGCGCCCUCCAUCUUAUAUUAGUGCAGCUGGUUCUUCCUGCCUAAGAGCAGAACCUGACAUUUGUCCCUAUUGAAAUUGGUUUUAUUGGUUACGGCGCAGCUAUCUAAUCUUGAAUCCCAAUUAUGUCCUCCCUGCCAUUAGUUACCCCACCCAGUUUGCUGCCUCUCCUGGUACGUCCCACGGAGGACCUUACGGUCUUCAAACAAAAACAUCUUGGAGAUCCCGGGCCACAGGGAGGUUAGGCUGGCCUCAACCAGAGCCAGGGCUUUUUCGGCUGUGGCCCCGAUCUGGUGGAACGCUCUGUCACAAGAGACUAGGGCCCUGCGGGACUAGACAUCUUUCUGCAGGACCUGCAAGACAGAGCUGUCCCACCAGGCCUUUGGCCAAGGCACAGUCUGACCCCCUCCUUCUGUAAUCCUCACAGAACUCUAGCCCAGUGGUUGCCAUUAAUUUGAUUCUGAAUUGAUUUUAGAAUGAAUUGAUUUUAGAAUGCAUUUCAAUUAAUUGAUUGUGAUUUUAUGUAAACUGUGUUACUUUUACUGUUAGCCGCUCUGAGCCCGGCUCGGCUGGGGAGGGUGGGAUAUAAAUAAAAUAUUAUUAUUACUAUUAUUAUCAUCAUUACUGAUGGGCAUCCUGUGUUGACUCGAUUCCUUCCUUCCAGCUGGUUAUUCGUCGCAGUCCAUCACCAAAGGCUGUGUUCCGGUUUGCCCACAAAUGGGGGUCAACCUUGGCUUCGUAGCCACGUCCGUCAACUGCUGUUCGUCUUUCUUAUGCAACAUCAACGGAGCCAGCAGCGUCAAAACAAACCACCUGAUAUUGGCUGCUGGGAUCGCCGCCAGCUUCUUCUACCUCUUUGGACCCAGGCUGUGA